ACACAGGAAGGUCACACCAUCCCUCACCAUCAUCAGGGUGAAGAACUGAAAGACAUCAAAGUUGAGUUUAAAGUAGAAAAAGAAGAGAAGUCCGGGGAUCAGCAGUUUAUGGUAGAGGGUGAUCCUCUGUAUUCCCGCAAUUCCACACAGGAGGAUCACACCAUCCCCCACCAUCAUCAGGGUGAAGAACUGAAAGACAUCAAAGUUGAGGUUAAAGUAGAAAAACAAGAGGAGUCCGGAGAUCAGCAGUCUAUGGAGGAGGGAGAUCCUCUGUAUUCCCGGGAUUCCACACAGGAGGAUCACACCAUCCCUCACCAUCAUCAGGGUGAAGAACGGAUUAAUAUAAAAGCUGAGGUUAAAGAAGAAGAAGUAGAGACGUAUGUGGGGGGUGAUCAGCCAAUCACGGAGGAGGUUGGGAUGAUUAUGAAAAGUGAACAGGAGGACAUUUCUCUACCUUGUGACACAGAUGGAUGUGAUGUGAGGAAUUCCUCGGAGAGACAUCUUCUAUUAUCUGCUGAUUGUAAGUCAGAAGAUAAUGUCAUCACACAGGAUCCUCCAGGAGGAAAUCCAAAUACACAAAAUAUACAUCACAGACCUUCCUGUCCGGAGACAUCAAUGGAUCCCUCUGAUCAGGGGGAAUCUUCUCAUCAAUCACAUACUAUGAUUGUAAAUAUCCAUGUAAGAUCUCACACUGCAGAUAGAUCAACAGAUACUUCUAAUCCCGAGGAAUCUUCCUCACCCCAUGAAGGGGAUCACCGAGGUGACGAUCUAUUCCCAUGUUCAGAGUGCGGGAAAUCUUUCACUAAGAAGGGAGAACUUACUAGACACCUGAGAAUUCACACAGGUGAGCGUCCUUAUUCAUGUUCAGAGUGCGGAAAAUCUUUCACUCGGAAAGGACACCUUGCGUAUCACCAGAGAAUUCACACGGGUGAGCGUCCUUUCUCUUGUUCAGAGUGCGGGAAAUCUUUCAAUCAAAAAACACAUCUUGUUACACAUCAGAGAAUUCACACAGGUGAGCGUCCUUAUUCAUGUUCAGAGUGCGGGAAAUGUUUCACUCAGAAGGGAGAGCUUGCUGAACACCAGAGAAUUCACACGAGUGAACGACCUUAUUCAUGUUCGGAGUGUGGGAAAUCAUUCACUAAGAAGGGAGCACUUACUAGACACCAGAGAAUUCACACAAGUGAGCGUCCUUUCCCUUGUUCAGAGUGCGGGAAAUUUUUUACUCAAAAAGCACAUCUUGUUACACAUCAGAGAAUUCACACAGGUGAGCGUCCUUAUUCAUGUUCAGAGUGCGGGAAAUGUUUCACUCAGAAGGGAGAGCUUGCUGAACACCAGAGAAUUCACACGAGUGAACGACCUUAUUCAUGUUCGGAGUGUGGGAAAUCUUUCACUAAGAAGGGAGCACUUACUAGACACCAGAAAAUUCACACAGGAGAACGUCCACAUUCAUGUUCAGAGUGCGGGAAAUCUUUCACUCGGAAAGGAGCACUUGAUGAACACCAGAGAAUUCACACGAGGGAGCGUCCUUUCCCUUGUUCAGAGUGAGAGAAACUUUCACUCAAAAAGCACAUCUUGUUACACAUCAGAGAAUUCACACAGGUGAGCGUCUUUAUUCAUGUUCAGAGUGCGGGAAAUCUGUCACUGGCAAAAGAGACCUUGUUAAUCAUCUUAGAAUUCAUACAGGCGAGAGUCCUUAUUCAUGUUUAGAGUGCGGGAAAUCUUUCGCUGAAAAAGGAACCCUUGUUGGACAUAAAAUAAGAAUUCACACCAGCGAGCGUCCUUAUUCAUGUUCAGUGCGAGAAAUCUUUCAAUGAUAAAGGAGUCCUUGUUUAAACAUCAGAGAAUUCACACAGGUGAGCAUCCUUACUCAUAUUCAGAGUGCGGGAAAUCUUUCACUGAAAGAAGCACUUAUUGUACAUCUGAAAACACACACAGGGGAGCAUCCUUAUAUAUGUUCAAAGUGCGGGAAAUAUUUCCCUCAGAAAAAAAAACUUAUUCGGCACCAGAGUGUUCACACAGGUGAGCGUCCUUUCCCUUGUUCACAGUGCGGGAAAUCUUUCACUACGAAAGGAAUCCUUGUUAAACAUCUUAGAAUUCAUACAGGUGAGCGUCCUUAUUCAUGUUCAGAGUGCGGGAAAUCUUUCACUCGAAAAGCAGAUCUUGUUACACAUCAGA
Messenger RNA from Rana temporaria (common frog), 2175 nucleotides. Its product is annotated as zinc finger protein 501-like. Gene Ontology annotation, molecular function: DNA-binding transcription factor activity; RNA polymerase II cis-regulatory region sequence-specific DNA binding. The transcript has 5 exons. Lineage: Eukaryota; Metazoa; Chordata; Amphibia; Anura; Ranidae. Gene Ontology annotation, biological process: regulation of transcription by RNA polymerase II. The record is from RefSeq and is a predicted model, not a curated record. The coding region runs from base 109 to 1545 and encodes 478 amino acids.